UCCCUGUUUCGGGUUUCAACUCCCCCUCCGCCUCAUAAUUUUCCACAUUUGGCACCAUGUCGUCCACUGUUAAGAGCCUCAAAGUCACCUAUAAUCCUAUCAAUGAGAAAAAUACGUUUACAAAUGGCGACCUGGUCUCCGGCCAGGUCACUCUGGAAGUAGCCAAAGACUGCGAGAUAGAGUCUCUGAUGAUCCAGUUCAAAGGGAAAGCCGAAGUGUUGUGGACAGAGAGGCACGGAAAAGUUACUGUUGUGUACCACUCCAAGGACAAGUACUUCAGCAUCAAACAUUACUUCGUCCGAGACAAAAAUGUCGAAGGUGAUGACAAUGAAACCCUGCUUACACAGCAGAAUGGAGAAACAUAUAGCAGUGUUGUUGCCCCAGGAGUCCAUGUUUAUCCCUUCACAUUUCAGAUCCCUUUCCAGAACAUGCCACCCUCUUUCACUGGAUCUGUUGGAAAAAUUACAUACUCGCUGAUAGCCAAACUGAGCAGAUCAAUGAGGAUUAGCAAGAAAGACAAAACCAGAAUCAACUUUGUGUCACGUACAGAUGCAAGCAGUAUCCCAGAGUUAAUGGCACCACAGCAUGAGUCCAAGGAUAAGAAAAUGAAGUUUUUCACAUCUGGAUCAGUAGCCAUGGAUGUGAAUCUUGAGAAAUCAGGUUUUCUCCCAGGAGAGGGAUUAAAAGUCCUUGCCUACAUUGAGAACAACUCAUCUCGGGAGAUCAAACCCAAGUACUGUGUGUACAGGAAGCACAGCUUUUUUGCAAAUGGGAAAAGAAGACUCUGUACCAAAGAUCUCCUGAAAGAAGUGGGGGACCCCAUUCCUCCUUCUACUUGCCUGAAUGUAUCACAAGUCAUCACCAUUCCCCAUGAUGCCGAGCCAUCCGUCUUCAACUGCAAUAUCAUCAAGGCAGAGUACAGACUCAGGGUCUACCUUGACAUCAAGUAUGCUUCAGACCCUGAGAUCAAAUUUCCCAUAGUCAUCCUGCCAGCUGCUGAGAUUCCUGCUGUGGCACCAGCACCUGCUGCCUCUGCCUUUGGAUACCAACCAUUUGGAAUCAUGAACCCACCAGCAUGGGGGACCGUACCACCACAACCACCAACAGCACCACAGCCUCUGGAUCCCCCCCCCCCCUACGGAUCGUAUGGAAUGUACCCACCUUUGAGUGAUUUUGGAAACAAAUAUUAGAGACCAAGAUAAUCUGUACGGCAAAUCUCUGAAGUGUGAGUAAUGCAUGUCCUCUCCUUCCUCUAUAAAGGCAUCACUCUGAUUUUAGUUUGGUAGGCCCUUUGCCUGGGAAAAACUGUUAAAUAAUGCAUUUUAUGGCUUGAAAAAGAGCUCAAGUCCAACUUAUUGGUGUGGAAAUGUCAUCAGGGUUAUUUCAGGUCAGGCUUGAGACAUGAAAUCUUACCCCAUGAGCCAAAUAAGGGCAUUUAAUAUCUAUGGAUGGUCUUAUGAAAGCUGCUGCUUAGUUACAUUAAGAAAACUAUAGUGUCCACCAUAGUUCAAGCAACAUUUCAGAAGAGCAUUUCCUGUCACCUUCAUUUGCAUUUACUUUAAAAACAAAUAAAAAUAUCUUGACUGAAUAACACAGUUUCAUCCAAAAUAACUUGAAACAGCCUAUUGUUUACAAUUCUGAAUAAGAUAUGCCUAAUUAGUUACUGUUUUUUUUUUAAACAAAUCUUACAAUAGCAUUAGAAUAAAACACAGUUGUCCAUCUCUUCAAUAGGCCUGUUUUCUCAGAAUUGUAAAUAAAUAUUUUUUGUAUUUUUUACAGUAAAGGGAUUGCUCUGAUAAUACCUAAAUAGUUUGAAAGAAUAUAUAUAAAUAUAUAGGAUGCUGUUUUUGUCUGUUUUUAACAAUUUGUAAAUAAAUAUAGCCACUUACGUCUAACACAUUUUUGUUACAGCUUACAAGUAAUUCAUGUACUACUGAUUUAAGUUUGAUAUUCUAGUACUUUUUCCUUAUAUUUCAUAAAAUAUUAUCUUGGGCAUUGAAAGUCCUACAUGUUAAGCCAUAUUUUAGUUGAAAUAUACGCUGCAUUUCAUGAUAUUACCUUACAUUUUCUUCAGCACUAUGUAUAAAGUUACAAAGGCCCUGUAUGCCUGCUGAGCUGCUAAAGUUGGUGCUAUAUAUGACUAAGUUUUCUUCCUGGAGUACACACAUAAUUGACAAGUGCCUUAUCAUCCUGCUUUAAAAGAACACAAGCUUUCCCUUUAAGGGUAGGUUAGUGUCUUAGAGUAUUUACAUUUAAAAUGACUGUAGGAAUGGGUGGAGAAUAUGUCAUACAGUGUCUUUGGUAAACAAUCUCGAUCCCACCAGUUUCCUGGAGUUCAUUUAGAAAAACAGAAAACAUGUUUUAAAGAACUGGUUGUUUAUAAAAGGUUAUAUUUUACUUUCUGUUGUUAUUAUGAAAUGAAUAAAGUAAGCAUGCAUCAGUUUA
Messenger RNA from Cheilinus undulatus (humphead wrasse), 2445 nucleotides. RefSeq names its product arrestin domain-containing protein 3-like. Gene Ontology annotation, cellular component: cytoplasm; plasma membrane. NCBI's taxonomy places the organism in Eukaryota, Metazoa, Chordata, Actinopteri, Labriformes, Labridae. The record is from RefSeq and is a predicted model, not a curated record. Bases 57 to 1190 code for a protein of 377 amino acids. The transcript has 7 exons. Gene Ontology annotation, biological process: protein transport.